Messenger RNA from Umbelopsis ramanniana AG, 1795 nucleotides. RefSeq lists its product as uncharacterized. The record is from RefSeq and is a predicted model, not a curated record. Bases 36 to 1667 code for a protein of 543 amino acids. NCBI's taxonomy places the organism in Eukaryota, Fungi, Mucoromycota, Umbelopsidomycetes, Umbelopsidales, Umbelopsidaceae. The transcript has 5 exons. Gene Ontology annotation, molecular function: aldehyde dehydrogenase (NAD+) activity.
UGCACCUCUUGUUGCUUGUUAACUUUGUUAUCAAAAUGGCUUCUAGAAUUCUUACUGGUUCUUCCAUACUAGCUGCAUCUCGUUCAGCAUUGAGCGCUUCAAAGACUAUCCCAGCAGCUUCUAUUCGCCUGCUUUCCACUUAUGACAAGCAUAAGGAUACCUUGGAGGCCCUUGGCAUCCACAAGCAGAACAAGGGCGUCUUCGAUGGAGAGUGGAAGGGUUCUGGUUCUGUAAUGCACUCUGUUAAUCCCGUUAACAACGAAGUGAUUGCUGAAGUCACCACGGGUUCGGUUCAAGAUAUGGAUACAGCUCUUGCUAGAGUAGUGGAAGCACAGAAGUUAUGGAGAGAGUACACUAUCCCGCAACGCGGUCAAGUCUUGCUGGCGAUGCGAAACGCUUUGGCUGCCAAUCUCCAUCCACUUGGAAAACUCGUAGCCCUCGAGAUGGGUAAAAUCUUGCCUGAAGGUGUCGGUGAAGUCCAGGAGUACGUUGAUGUUCUGGACUACGCUCUUGGCCUUUCACGUAGCAUGAGUGGAUCCUUCAUUCCUAGUGAGCGCCCUGGCCAUGCUAUGAUUGAGACCUGGAACCCACUUGGUGUGACCGGUGUUAUCAGUGCCUUCAACUUCCCAGUGGCUGUCUAUGGAUGGAACUCAGCUAUCGCGCUGGUCACUGGUAACGGUGUUCUCUGGAAACCAAGUCCGACUACUCCACUUUGUUCCAUUGCCAUUACCAAACUGCUGGAAAAGGUGCUACGCGAACAAAAUCUUCCAACCUCCUUGUGUUCCUUGGUCACUGGCGGUAGUGACGUUGGUAACAAGCUUGUUACUGACAAGCGAGCUAACCUUAUCUCAUUCACUGGAUCCACUGCGGUCGGAAGAAAGGUUGGCGUUGCCGUUCAGGAACGCUUUGGAAAGCAUAUCUUAGAACUUGGAGGAAAUAACGCUAUCAUUGUGACUGAAGAUGCUGAUAUUGAGCUCGCCAGCAGAGCUAUCUUGUUUGCCGCUGUCGGUACAGCCGGUCAAAGAUGUACCACUACCCGACGUUUGAUGGUCCACGAAUCCGUCUACGAUACUCUUGUAGGAAAGCUGCAGGAAGCUUACAAGCAGGUGAAGGUCGGUGAUCCUUUGGAUCAAGGCGUCCUUUGCGGACCUCUUCAUACCAAAUCUGCAGUAGAGGCCUAUGAAAAGGCAUUGAAGGAUAUCAAGGCUCAAGGCGGAGAAAUCUUAUGUGGAGGAGAAGUUAUAAAGACAGGAGACCUUGCUAAAGGUAACUUCGUCAUGCCUACUCUUACCAAGGUUUCUCCAGAUAUGGACGUCAUCAAAAACGAAGUUUUCGUCCCCAUUUUACAUACCAUGAAAUUCAAGACUUUCGACGAAGCUAUUCAUAUGAAUAACAAUGUAGCUCAAGGUCUCUCCAGCUCGGUAUUUACAUCUGAUCCUGCCAAAAUCUUCAAGUGGAUUGGUCCUGCAGGCUCAGACUGUGGCAUUAUCAAUGUUAACAUCCCGACCAACGGAGCCGAAAUUGGAGGUGCCUUUGGCGGUGAAAAAGAGACUGGCGGAGGUCGCGAAAGUGGUAGCGACAGUUGGAAGCAAUACUGCCGUCGCGGUACCUGUACCAUCAACUAUUCUGGCCAAUUGCCACUGGCACAGGGCAUCAACUUUGGCUAAAUUGUAGAUAAUAGUAUUACUGUUUUAAAUAAGCCAGCGCAGCGAAUAGCGUUUGGUCAUACACUUGUUUGAUUUUUUCUUAAAAAACAAAAUAUACGGUGGUCUUUGUCACACCGUCGGCUGUUUGU